Molecule: messenger RNA, 7341 nt
Organism: Nipponia nippon (crested ibis)
Lineage: Eukaryota; Metazoa; Chordata; Aves; Pelecaniformes; Threskiornithidae
Source: RefSeq, a predicted model, not a curated record
AUGGCGCUGUCACCCACUGGAGAGAGGUGCGAGGACUCGCGGCUCGGUCCCCUCCGGUGGUGCGAGACCCCCUCGCUCUCCCCCCGGGGGGCUACAACGCGACCCCCGCGCCGAAGCGCCCCUCCCCGGGGGAUGAAGAAUUCUGCAGCAUUCAUCACGGAGAUGAGAACUAAUGCUACCUGGUUUUUGAUCCCAGAAGUCACUGGUAGUGAUGACCCAUAUGAAAACUCCAGGGCAUUGAGAACGUUGCGUAACAUGAAGUUCCCAGUAGCUCUGCAUCCUCUGGCAUUCUUCAUUCGUAUAGGGGAAGUACAGAGAGCAAAUGCUUUGUUUAAUAUUUGGAUCAAAUAUAAGCCUCGACUGCCAGAGUGGUAUUACAAUGAAAAACUUCUGAAAGUUGGUGACUCCCUCACUCAGAUCAAAGAAUAUAAGUUGGCACUUUUACAGUGCUAUGGAAGAUAUCUUCAGCAGUUCAUUUCUGUAAACCUUGAUGAUAUCAUAGAUGAUGUCCAUCGAUUUAAAUCCACCUUUUUCCCAAAUGGUUUCAGAGACAAAAAUGCAGCACUUACGAUAUUUGCUCGCCGUGGUCUGAUUAAAAUUGAUGAACUGAAGCAAUUAGAAAAUACCAGUUCUUCGCUGGAAAAUUCAGAGACAAAAAAGAUUUUUAGAGAGGCCACUCUAAAGUUGUCAUGGCCUCGCACUACUACCGAACGACUGCUGACAGAAAUGUUUGAUGGUGCUGCAGCUCAAUUCCUUGCCAUCCUGGAAGCUCUGUCUGAUAGUAGCAGGCAUGUGUUGCACCCUACUCCACCUGUUCCUGAUGAAAUCGAAAUUCGUGAUGUCAUUUCAGAGCUUUUUUUUGCAGGCCUGGAAAUCCUCUCAGGUGGAGUGAGCAGUACUGGUAUUCAAGGAAGUCAUUGCACCAAUCAUUUUGGUAUAAUUAAUGCAUCAUCAACCCUUCUGCAGUUGAUACUAACAGCUUUCAGCUAUGAAGAAUGGGACGUGUUUGAUUCUGCUAUUGAAUUUGUUGUUAAUUUUCUUCAGGCUCAAGAUGACCCAACAUGGAAGAAAGCUGAAAUGGAACUCAAACUUCUUACGCUGAUGCGACCUUUACUAUUUCCAAGAAAAUUUAAACAUGGUUUUUCUAUUAGUGAAAAUAAUACCAAAGAAGCUAGGAUGCCUGAUGGUUCUGAAAAGAAGGAAGCAUUCAGAAGAAUGGGUGCAGUGACCCUAAGGAAUGAUAAUGCCUUUAUAGCAGCGGUAUGCCUGCAAUUUAAGAAUAUCCAGCCUGACAAAGAAAUACUUGUUGAUGUAAUAAUGUUUUUGUGGCAGAAGUGUAAAACAGGACUUCAGCGAAUCCAAAAGAGUGGAAGUGACUGCUUAAAAUAUAUCCACAAAUACAAAGCUUACCAAUGGGUUCAUGUACUCUGGAUGAUAAAUGAAGUAAUUCCGAAAAGCAGCAUAGCAGACACUAAUGUUGUAAUGUUUGCAGAGGUAACCUUACGUCUAAGUGCAAUAUUGGAAAAUGUAGCUGAUUCUGCAAGUAAAUCUAAGAAAAAAGCAGGAAAAAGAAGUGCCUCUUUCUCACAAGAUGAAACCUAUGAUAUUCCUGAAAUACUGAUGAAAAGUCCUACAGAACAAUUACAAGUUGCAUAUGAAAGUCUUGAAAAAGCAAUUAAUGUAAUGAACACAUCUCACUUAAUGACCCUUCUACCAGAUGGAAAGUCGAUAUUUGACAACUGCUGUACAAAGGUGGACUCAAAUGAUCAGAAUUUGAAUUCUGUUUUGGGAUGUGGUAAUGAUAAGACAGGAACAGGUAAUGGUUUUGUAAUGGACUUACACGUGGAGCUCAUUCAGGCCCAACAUCGAGUAGCUGUGAAACUUCUUAAAAUGGCACAAGCAUGCACUACUGUGAAGAGGCUGGCUACAUCUUCUUCAUCACUUGCAGGCACUGACAGGCUCCUGGUUUCAUGGUACAGUAUUUUGGGCUCUGUAGCAGGAAGAAGUAAUAUGAAAGUAAGGUUAAAUAACAAUAAACUUCCAAAUGCAGGAGAAGAGAUACCAGCUGAUGGGAAAAGCCUUUUGGAAAUACAAGGCUUAGAUCCCAAUGAGAAAUACAUAUUUGCAGUCGCAGCAUAUUCUUCUGAUGGAAAACUUAUUGGUGAUGCCAUUGGGGAAACGACUAAGCCAAUCCUUGCUUAUCCACCUCUUUCAGCUACUACUGUUCGAGCCUACCUAACUCAGGUAGCCUAUCAGACUGGCAAUUACACAUUAGCCAGAGAAGCGUUUUCACCAAUGUGGGAUUAUUUUGUUUCAAAUUCUUCUCCACUGCCUGCCAAUGCAGCUGUUAUUUCUGCAAGUAGUAAUUUGACUGUAUCUGAAAACAGGUUACGUUUUGAAGCUGUAUCUCAGACUUCUCCUAUUACCUUGCGCCUCUUUCUGAGGAAUAUGUUUGCUGUCUGUGACAUUAAUGUCAUGGAAGGAGCACUCUUCUGUGAUUCCAUCUGUUCCAAUGAGAUACUUUAUAAGGAACAAGUUGCUAGAUUAGCAGAAUGUGAAAGAAUGACUGUGGCAACUGAACUUAGCAAUUGGUUGAAUGAUGCAAGUUACACCCUGCAGUCUGUUGUACAAUGUUAUGGUCUCCUUGCUCCAAUUAUUUAUCACAAGAUUUCUUCAGUGCCAGUAGUUCAGAUCCUCAUUAAGUGCUUGGCUGUCCUUCAAGAAAUUCCAAGUGCUACUCUGCAGACGAGGCAGGCAGGAUGUUAUGAGAGUAUUCAGCAUAUGAUAGCUUGUACUUCAUUUUAUACAGCAAAGACCACUUCUGCAAAGACAUCCCAUUUAGCUGCAAUGGAAAAAGCAACAGAAAAUCUAAAUGCUCUGGAAUCAAAUCUCCUCCGACUGACAAAACCAGCUCGUGGAUCAGAGCUUACAGGACAGGAAGAUCCUUUGUUCCUCUACCCUGUAAUUUCAUGUUGGACAUCAAACAGUGCUUAUCGAGAAGUGAUGAAAUUCAGAAAGAAAUCACGUUUUCUUGAGUUCUUUGUUCAAGUUUUGCACAAAAUCCUGAAUGAAGAGAAGUUUCAAUGCGUUCUGGAAUGGGCAGGCAAUGUGCAAGUUUACUUGAAAAGGAGGAACAACCACCUUCUCUGUAUCAAUGGAAUUUCAACACAAGAAACUAGUUCUCCCACUCUCCCAGAAGGCACGGAUGGAUACACUAUAGGAGUUGUGGAGUUUGAGAAAAGUGUGGAGACUUCACCUUUAAAGAAACCAGAGGCAUCAACUUUGAAGAAACCAAGAAAAGAAGCCUUGAGUCCUAGUCAAAAAAGACAGACUCUUAGAGAGUAUUUCAUGAAACAUCCAAACCUAAUGGAAUCUCCAGAAGCAGAAAGUUACAAUAUUUUGGAUCCUGAGAUGUUCUCAUUAAGUAAUUCUGGCACUGUAGUGGUGAGAGAAGCCAUAGAGAAUAACAUGAGAACACCAACUCCUCCUCUCCUUAAAAAGUCCGGAAUGACCGAAAAACAAACUUAUACAGAUAAAUCUUCUGAGCACAGCAUUAAACUGAGUGGAACAGAUACUUCUCAAACUCAAACAACAAACGAUAUAGAAAUACCCGUGUCUCAUUCCCCCAAAGAAUACAACCAGUUUCUGUCAAAUACUGUUUUACUGGAGCAUUUUACAAAAAUCUUUUUGCAUUUAAGAAGAGCAGUGGUUCUUGCUCACCGUGGUGGCCACUGGACGUUGCUUCAAAAUGCUUGCCGAGAACUUUGGAACUAUACUCAAGAAUUACAACUGAUGAUUGCUAACCAUUUACAUUCCCAUACGGAUGCAUUUCCCAUUACCAGGGGUUUUCUUAGGAACACCAUCUGGUUGCCAUUUUAUUUGGCAUCAGACAUGAUCAUUGAUAUGAUAACUGAACUACAAGCAAGCAGGUCUCUUAAGGUUGUGGAUCCUGAAGGAGACUUCUGCAUUCCCAGUUGUUUAGGAGGUAUUAUGGAUGAGAAUGGUGGUUCUAAUCUCCAUCCACAGUCUCCCUUGGAUGAUGUGAAUGUGGUUGACUUGAAAUGGAUAUGUCAUCUGAUUCUUAAAACAAUAGAAUUGUUAUAUCAAAUGAAGAAGUGGGAAGCACUGGUACACAUAGCUGUGCAAUUCAACAUAUUUACACAAGCUGCUUUUAAAUAUUGGUGUCAAGCCCUUGAUGAAACACUCAACAUGGCUGAUGCUCUUAACAACUGGCAAGAGUUAGGUUUUCCAAAAAAUGCUAUGGACUGCUUUGCAGUUGGAAGGUCGACUGAUAUUAGUCAGAAAUUUCUUUCUCAGGCUGGAGUUUGGGGAUGUUUACAUGCAGCAGUCUUAGUGGCUAAGAUAGCUCAGCAUAUAACAACAUCAAAGAUGAGAUUAAGAACUAAAUACUGCUAUUUUUCUGCUAUACUUUUUAAGACCCUGUUUAGAGCUUCUCUUCCACAUCCAACAUCUGACUGUGACUUUGCACAGUAUGAAACAAAUAUGCUUAUUCCUGGUAUCGACUUGUUCUCAGAUCGCUACAGAGCUGAUAUCUCUACUGUAGUUGCAAGUCUGAAUUUCCUUAUGUUUGAACUACAUUGUGCAAAACAAAAUUUAACAAUUUUACCAUUGUUCACAUUAUACCAAUACAUUGUUUCUGAGAUUUGUAAGGACCCAGCUAAAUGUAUUGAAGGAAGAAUCUUCAAGAUUAAAGUACUCACAGAUAUAGGUUUUUUUACGGAGGCCUGUCAUGAACUGUCUUUGCUUAACUGUGGAGAAAGAAUUCCAUGGAAAAUACCUGCAGGAUACAGGAAAACUGAAGAAAUGAAGGCGUUACAGAAAUUUGACUCCUCAAAAUCUCUCCUGACUGUUACAAAUUUACAGGUACUGGAAGACAUAUUUAAUCGGAGUCUGUCUUUAACAAUGGUGCCACUGUGCAAGCAACAAAUUAUGAAUAAAUUAACCUUAGCCAAAAUGCAUUUCAUUAUUUGCCUUUCUGCCACAAUAAAUAAUAUACCUGAAAAAGUGGAAAAACACAUCUAUUCUCUUGAUAACAACAGCUUGAAGAAGCCAAGCAGAAUUACAGCAUCAAAUGUAAAAGUUGAUGCUGAUAAGAAGAAUUCAAGACAACAGGAACAAAGAAGCACAACGGUGCAGCUUGUUCACUGUAAAGAUGAAUUAAAUAUGGCCAUGCUGAAGGGGAUUUUAUUGACAGAAGCUGAAGAAAGUCUUAGCCAUCUUGUGCAGAACAUACAGGACAAAUACGAUGGGGAGAUAUCUCGGUGUUCUGCUGAAGAUUUAGAAGCUCUUAUUGAGGCCAAACUUCAGCUUGCUGCUAUUUCUCAGCAAAGGCAUCAAGCAGCUUUCAGUGUUGCUUUGGCUUUCUCUGCAAUUCGACUUCUCCAAGAUGCAAAAAUUUUUAGGAUGGAGGUGACACAUUUUCUAGAAGAAAAGGAUGAAAGGGAGUGUUCGGACGCUCAUGUUGAAGAUGUUCGACUGCCUCACAGUAUAACAGCACAAGAUCAUACGAGCGUACGUCUGUGGCUAAGGUGUCGCACAAUGUUAGUGACUGCACUAGUAACACAGAUCCAUGGUGUUGGUGAUAUGGAAGAAAAUGAUGUGGCUGAACGCCGAAGUGUGAUAAAAGAAGUAAUACUAGAGGCAGAAGCCUUUGGUGAUAUUGAGACUCAGGCUGAAAUGAUGAUGCAAGCUGCUAUUCUUGACCUGCAAGAAAAACAUCCCGUGGCAGGCAUUAAACUUCUUUUUCAGAAUAUCAUCAGUUUACUCCAAGAGGAUACAUUUAUUUCCCCUGCAGCUUCUUUGACUCUUGUGAAAAGUAUGCUUCUGCUGGCAGACAUACUAACACUGCAAACAGCAGAGGAUACAGAACAUUGCUCUUCUACAGUGGAACCAUUAAACUUACUAAUUUUGGCACAUGACCUUACCAUUAAAGCAAUUUUUGUUUGUGGAGAACCCAUUGAACGGCAAAUAGAAGACAGUACAUUGACUUGCCUGGUCCUACCUACAAAAAAUAUCUACUUGCCACAUAUCAACUUGCUAGCCCAAGUCAAAAUGAGAAUCGGACACACAUUAGCUGAAAAAGUAGCUUGUACACCUGCAAGAGGAGAUCCACUGCAAUGGCUACAUGCUCUCAAACAUUUAGAAUCAGCAUUGAAGCUUUGCAGAGCAUCUGCAACAAAAAAAUUAGAUAUGGAAGCUGAACUUCUUUUUCAGAUAGGUAAGGUAGAACACCAGAUAACUGAAGCAGGCAAUAACAAGUCAUCUCGAGCUGUUGAAACCCUGUUGGAAGCUAUAAAACUCAGCCAGCAACAUGACCAAAAAUUUGAGUUAAUAAGAAGAUCAUACCUUGAAAUAGCACUAUUAUAUUUGCAUUUUGCCACAAAUAACGAGGAUGUGUCACAGACAGAUAAGAAGGUGCCUUCCAAAUCAAACACCUCUCCUGGAGAACUCUCUUCUUCUCCUGAGGAAGCUCGGAAAUCAGAAGGCUACAAAGUACGAGCCUGGAUUGCAAUAAGAGCAGCUACACAGGUCAGUGAAGCUGUGCUUGCUUCUCAGCUCUUAAUUGGAAUGAAGAGUGUUAAAGAACACAGCAUGAAGGAUGCAGUGAAACAGAAAAUCCCAGAAUUUGCUUCCAUGGAUCUUCUUGCUUCAUACAGAGAUUUCUUAUCUGGUAUUCCUUUAUACCUAAUGUCUCUUGAAAUUACUGGAAUUACAUCAGAGAUGUCACAUGUGAGAAUAGCUUCUCCGGUUUCUGUCAUCGCAGAAACAGACAGUCAGAUGGAAAGUAGGGCAGCAAAUGCUCCAAAUAAGGAAAUUAACAUUCAGUGGUACAUUCCUUCUCUGGCAAAGCCAUCAAACCAUACAGAGACUAAGGAGAUCAGUCUUGAAAUGAAAGAAAAUGUAGAACCUAAUCAAGAUGUAAUAAAAGCUAGAAUUGUUUCUUUACGGGAGAAAUUAUCUAAUCUGAAGCAGCAAGUUGAGAUGUUGAUGCAAAGUUCUAAAAGCUUGUCUUCAGCUUCAGAACCUACAAGUUUUCUUGAACAAAGUGAAACCUUGAAAAUAAUUCCUUCAAAAAAACCCAUAAUGAAUGUUGCAAAAGUGCAUCUUGAUGAAAAAACAGAAGAAAUGGCUAAAAGGUGUUUAUCUGAAGUUAAAGCACUGCUGUCUGUUGUUCCAGCUCUGUCCUUGCCAUUAACUGAGAUCCCAUUUGAUGUUACUUUGCAAUCAAUAGCAAGUUUGGAAGAGAUGUUUGAUCCUGCCAAUGGAUGUAUAAUAACUGAAGACAGUCUUUUCAAUUGGAUCGUUUCUCUGUUUCACUAA